AUGACUCUCUCAUCCCUUCUCCGCAUUACUCCCCGCUUAGCCCCAGCGGCCCGCAGAACACGAGCUGCAUCAACAGUGAAUACAUCAACAGUCAAGCCAUUAGACUCCAUACUUAUUGCCAAUCGAGGAGAAAUUGCUUUGCGCGUUGGACGCACAGCUGCGGAUCGCGGGAUCCGCGUGACAACACUCUACACUGACCCGGAUAGCCGAGCUCAACAUGCCUUGAGUUCGCCCUUUGCUUUCAACUUGGGCUCUGUGUCGGCAUACUUGGAUGGUGAUAGGAUUAUUGAGAUUGCAAAGAAAGAAGGGUGUCAGGCGAUACACCCUGGAUAUGGUUUCUUGAGUGAGAACUCCGCAUUUGCGCGAAAAUGUACGGAAGCAGGACUUGUCUUCAUUGGUCCACCAUACACAGCGAUUGAAGAUAUGGGUGAUAAGAGCCGGUCAAAGGAGAUCAUGACAGCUGCCGGUGUGCCAUGUGUCCCGGGAUACCAUGGAGCAAACCAGGACCCCGCAUUUCUGGAAGAGCAGGCGGAUAAAAUUGAAUACCCGGUGCUCAUUAAAGCCGUCAAGGGAGGUGGCGGUAAGGGUAUGCGCAUUGCGAGCUCCAAGUCCGAGUUCCAAGCGCAGCUUGAGUCGGCUAAGUCAGAGGCCAUGAGUUCGUUCGGCGAUGAUAAUGUGCUCGUGGAAAAGUACAUCACCACACCGCGACACAUUGAAGUCCAAGUAUUUGCAGACAAGCAUGGGAACUCCGUGGCUCUUGGAGAGCGAGACUGCAGUAUCCAACGACGACACCAAAAGGUUUUGGAGGAGUCUCCAGCGCCCCAUCUUCCCGAUGUAACCAGAAAGGAACUCUGGGACAAGGCUCGGGCGGCCGCAUUGGCUGUUGGCUAUGAAGGCGCUGGGACAGUCGAGUUCAUCUUUGACAAUGACUCCGGCAAGUUUUACUUCAUGGAAAUGAAUACCCGUCUACAGGUUGAACAUCCCGUGACCGAGAUGGUCACCGGCCAGGACCUUGUGCAUUGGCAGAUCCUGGUAGCCGAAGGAGCCAAGCUACCCCUUACGCAAGAGGAAGUGGAAGAGCGCAUUUCUCAGAGCGGCCACGGCAUCGAAGCUCGUAUCUACGCAGAGAACCCCGAGCAAGGAUUCAUCCCCGACUCGGGUCGUCUACUCCAUGUGCGCACACCGGCUACUUCAGACGACAUUCGCAUUGAUGCCGGAUUCGUGGAAGGAGACGAUGUCUCGGCACACUACGACCCCAUGAUUUCGAAGUUGAUUGUACGCGGUUCAAAUCGCGAGGAAGCCCUCCGGAAGCUGGCGGUUGCUCUGGAAGAAUACGAAGUUGCAGGCCCCGUGACAAACAUUGAGUUCUUGAAGACCAUCUGCAAGAGCCCAGACUUUAUUGCAGGCGAGCUUGAAACAGGCUACAUCGAGAAGCAUCGCACAGAACUGUUCGCGAAAAAGACCAUUAAAGAUGAAGUUCUGGCCCAGGUCGCAUUGGCAUGCCUACAGCGUGACACCAUCUCCGGAGCGCACACUGCAGGCGUCGCGGGGUCAACUAUCGGUUUCACACCCAGCUACCAAGAGCGACAGCUCACCUUUACCGAGUCCACAGGCCCAGGCUCAACGGAAGGAUCUACGUUCAGCGUGCGUGUGCAACAAACAGCCGACGAUACGUUCAAUGUAGAGGUCGGCGGACGGGUCUUUGAGCAAGUGGUCAGCAAGCUAGAUCCCAAUUCGCACAUUGUCACCUCGUUCUUCCCACACACCCGACUUGACACGACAGUGAUUCGAGAUGAAGACACCGUCAUCGCUUUCCAGCGCGGAACCCAGUACCGACUCACACUCCCUCGAGCCAAGUGGAUGGAGAAGGCACUUGGCCUGAAGGAUGUGACGAACAGUGUCCUGGCCCCGAUGCCGUGCAAGGUCCUGCGGGUGGAAGUUCAGGCAGGUGACGUCGUGGAAAAGGAUCAGCCUCUGGUGGUUAUCGAAAGUAUGAAGAUGGAGACUGUGAUUCGGAGCCCCCAGCGCGGGACUAUUGCGCGGGUUGUCCAUCGCCAAGGAGUAAGUCACGCGUCUUUCCCCCUGGCGAGAAUUCCAGACCCCGUGAUCCAGUUCUUUAUUGCAUGUUUGCUUCGUAUUGUUUUGUAUGGCUGUAUCGAGAUCGUCACUUUGCUCCUGACUCUGGAUUUCGCGAUUUCCAUCAUCCGAUUCAUGUUCAUGGCUAACGUACCUUGCAGGAUCAAUGUAAAAGCGGGACACCGCUGGUGGAAUUCGCAGAGACAGAAUAGUUAUGAGUCUACUCUAGAAAGGAAAAUAAACAUAAUCUCGAUGUCAUUGAUCUACAAAAAAAAAAAAAAAAAAGCCGGGGUUCCCCACUGCGGAUCUGUCACAAUUGACGUUUCUGUAUUGGGUACGGUACCUAGUACACCGUGGCGUCUGACACAACAAUGA
Molecule: messenger RNA, 2451 nt
Organism: Penicillium olsonii
Lineage: Eukaryota; Fungi; Ascomycota; Eurotiomycetes; Eurotiales; Aspergillaceae
Source: the annotation of a GenBank genome assembly